Triticum aestivum (bread wheat) is the source of this 1481-nucleotide messenger RNA. Its product is annotated as predicted GPI-anchored protein 33. Bases 110 to 583 code for a protein of 157 amino acids. The record is from RefSeq and is a predicted model, not a curated record. The transcript is spliced from 2 exons. Lineage: Eukaryota; Viridiplantae; Streptophyta; Magnoliopsida; Poales; Poaceae.
GCAAAUACCUCACCCAGCUCACACCAGCUCAGCUCAGCUCAGCUCACCAGGCAGAAGAGGAAGGGAAGGAGGAGAACGACGGCGAAGAAGAAGAGAAGCAGAUCACGCCAUGCCAAGACAGUUUCUUGGUAAGAAGGUGAGGUCACAGGAGGCUCCACCCGCAUCCUCAACUACGCCAACAAGGGCGGCCACGGCGGCAGCCUCAAGAACGACAACAACGGCGGCUCCACCAUCGACUGUAAUAACAUCAACUGGUGCAGUGGCGGCCUCAAGCCAUGGACGGUCGAGGACGCCGACACACGGUGACUGUUCCACAGGAAUGACGACAGCGGCGGCUCCGUCUGAGGCUUCUAUAACCCUCACUAACGCAACGACUGCCUCAAGCCAUAUGAGGUCGAUGGCGCCGACACGAGGUGAGGGGUCCUCAAGACUGACAUCAACGGUAACUCCAUCCGAUGCCUCAGUAAAGUCAACUGGCGCAACGACUGCCUCAAGCCAUAUGCAGUCGAUGGCGCCGACACCAGGUGAGGGAGAUUGCAACCAGUGUAGUAACUCCAUCCACAACGAUUGCAACCAGUUAUAACAAACGUCAUAGUACUUACCACCUAUAGAUAUUUCUAUUUUUACAAUGGAGCAUGGAUAUAAUUUGGAAAGGACGGGAGUACACUUUUGAGGGGAGACAUGCAUUUGUGACUGGUAUUGAUCUCUCUGGUAAUUCUCUAUCUAGUGAGAUCCCUUCAGGGCUGACAAGUCUCAGAGGCAUGUGGUUACUAAAUAUUUCAAGAAAUAAUCUGUCUGGUAGUAUCCCCAAGGAUAUUGGCAAUCUAAAUUUAUUAGAAUCCCUUGACCUCUCUUGGAACAAACUAUCAGGUCAUAUUCCUCCUAGUGUCUAAAACCUGAUGUCCCUCUCCGCUCUCAAUCUAUCCAACAACCUUUUGUCUGGAGACAUACCUACAGGCAGUCAGCUCCAAACACUUGAGGACCCAUCGAUCUACGACAAUAACCUUGGACUUUGUGGCCCUCCAUUGAGCAUUUCAUGCACAAAUAAUUCGAGUAGUACAACACCAGUUGAGGGCGACCAUGAACAUGAAACAGUGUGGUUGUACUAAUCGGUGAUUGCUGGAACUGUCUUCGGUUUCUGGGUAUGGUUUGGAGCAUUGUUCUUUUGCAAGAUCUGGCGGUUUGCAUUCUUCAAUCACAUCGAUGCCAUGCAGCGGGUUGUUGUACACAAGAUGAAGCGUACCUGACUGUCUUUAGGACACUUAUCUGCUUAUAUAAGAUACAUCUCUUUGUUUUCUUUCACCAAUAAUCUGCAAGUAUAUGUGCUUGUAGUGUGAUAGAUUGGCUUGUACGUAGUUGUAUGAUGAGACCAAUGUCCAACAGAAUUGUAUUAGUUUUUAUUCUCUGAAUUUGUGAGCUUUCCUAGUACCAUUCCAUAUGAUUUUUGCGCUCAAUCUAGUAAAUUUUUGUGUUUUUCUUUA